UAAUUUCUAUUGCGCACGCGCACUGCUGCUACCAACUGACUUCUUCUUGACUCGUGGAAUAUCCGAUCGUGGAACUUCAUUGUUUGGCAGAGCGUCGAAGCGAGAGUAUUCACGCUAUUUGCUAAGCACCAUCCCACACAAGAGCAAUCAUGAUUGCAAUUGCGAUUCUUUCUACUCUGUUGGUAGCGGCUUCAGCCGAAUACUGUUACAAUGAUGUAGAAGCUGCCUGCAGCUCCAGGCCUCUCAACACCGAUGCCCCACUCCUUGCAAAUUGUAACGCUAAGUAUGGCUCCUUCGAAAGUCUUCAGGCUGACAUGCAAGCCUAUGCCAAUGCUAACAUUGAAACAAGCUUCGAAUACCUAUUGAUGUCAACACACUUUGGAAAUUAUGAGGUAAACCGAGAAGGUUUUAAAGGACUGUACAGAAAGUUAUCAGACAAAGCUUGGGAUGACGCCAUUGACGUUAUUAAAUUCAUUGCCAAGCGUGGUGGAAGAAUGAACUUCAACCAGCUGCCACGAUUCAAGAAGAAUGGUAAGGAGAGCAGAAUCCUCGAAUUGACGGAAUUGAACAGCCUAGCCAAGGCCCUGGACACUCAGAAACAGCUUGCCGACGAGGCCCUGCGUCUCCACGGACAAGCGACCCAGCACAGCAAGCAGGAUGCUUCUGUGGCUCAUUACCUAGAGGAACACUUCGUUGAGAAACAAGCCGACACCGUACGCGAUCUUGCUGGUCACACGAACGAUCUCAAGAGCCUCCUUGGGGAUCGCGACGCCUCUGUGUCCGUAUUCCUAUUCGACGAGUACAUCAAGAAGACUCUGUAAAAUUAUUAAAGUUCUAUUGUGACGGUCGCCUAUUAUUGUUUGUAAUUAUCCACAGACUGCUACAAGAAUUUAAGUGAAUUAUAAUAUAUAAUAAAAAUAUAAUAUCCUAAUAAGGUGAUUAGUACAUUUGACACUGAGUAUAAAUAAACUAGAGAUGCCCGUAUAA
Molecule: messenger RNA, 987 nt
Organism: Cephus cinctus (wheat stem sawfly)
Lineage: Eukaryota; Metazoa; Arthropoda; Insecta; Hymenoptera; Cephidae
Gene: Fer2LCH
Exons: 4
Coding region: 150-821 (223 amino acids)
Biological process (GO): iron ion transport; intracellular iron ion homeostasis
Cellular component (GO): cytoplasm
Molecular function (GO): ferric iron binding; ferrous iron binding
Source: RefSeq, a predicted model, not a curated record